AUGUCGCGCAAUACCAGCCUGACUCCUGAUCAACCUGGACGGUGGGUCGUCACCAAGUUCGGUGGUCCAUCGGUCCUCAAGUGGGAAUCCCAGGAUAUCGAUCGCGAGCUUUUGGCCGAUGAGGUCCUAGUGCGAAUUAUCACCGCCGGCAUUGCUGGCGUUGAUAACAUACAGCGCGUGGGCGGCUACCCUGACCCUCGUUGUGCCAAACCCGGGUUUACGCCAGGCUAUGACUUCGUUGGCGAAGUUGUUCGUCUGGGUCCCUCAGCGAUUUCCUUGGGUAGCCUCGCCAUUGGGGACCGAGUCGCCUCGAUGUGUAUACUUGGUGCCCAUGCAACCCACAUCAUCAUCUCUUCUACCGAACUCAUACGCAUCGACUCUCAGGACGACCCAGUUAAGAUAUGCGCCUUACCUCUCAACUAUAUGACGGCCUGGGGCAUGCUAAGACGCAGCGGCGUCGAGCUUAAGCCCGGUGACGCUAUCCUCAUUGGCUCUGUUAGCGGCGGUGUCGGUACAGCCGUGGCACAACUGGUCCGUGCAUUCGAUAUGGACUUGAAGAUGAUUGGGACAUGCUCGCCGCCAAAGUUCGAAUACGUCAAGUCUCUCGGUGUCAUUCCCAUUGACCGCUACGCCUCAGAUCUCGUGGAUCAGGUCCGCUCGUUAACCAAUGGCGAGGGCGUAGAUGUGGCUUACGAUGCUGUCGGUAGCGAGGAGAGCCUACAGCGAAGCCAUCAUGCCACCAAGAAACAUGUUGGCCAAGUGAUCUCCGUCGGAGUCAUGGACGGAAUUCAGGAAAGCGGCAACGGCCUCCGUCAUACGCCCCAACAACUAUUUCAACUUCUUUCUUCGCGGAUGCCGCCCCGAUCGAGCUUCUUCAGCGUCGUGCCACCUGACAACAGCGAGUUAAAAGAUCUCUUUGUUGACGAUUUUAGGGCAAUUGUGGACAAGGUCCAAGCGGGAAAAUUGAGCCCUGAAAUUGUCAAGCUGCAUCGAUUGGACCAAGCUGUAGAGGCACACCAGGCUAUCAUAUCUGGUAAAGAUAUCAGGGGCAAGAUGGUAUAUGUUGUAGAUGGAGAGCUAGCAGCUAAGAACGGUCUUUAUUAA
This is a messenger RNA of Fusarium venenatum, 1104 nucleotides long. The record is from RefSeq and is a predicted model, not a curated record. NCBI's taxonomy places the organism in Eukaryota, Fungi, Ascomycota, Sordariomycetes, Hypocreales, Nectriaceae.